Messenger RNA from Echinops telfairi (small Madagascar hedgehog), 5304 nucleotides. It is a transcript of the gene CPNE3, whose product is annotated as copine 3. Gene Ontology annotation, cellular component: plasma membrane. Bases 1 to 1602 code for a protein of 533 amino acids. Lineage: Eukaryota; Metazoa; Chordata; Mammalia; Afrosoricida; Tenrecidae. Gene Ontology annotation, molecular function: receptor tyrosine kinase binding; calcium-dependent phospholipid binding. Gene Ontology annotation, biological process: ERBB2 signaling pathway; cellular response to calcium ion. The transcript has 15 exons. The record is from RefSeq and is a predicted model, not a curated record.
AUGGCUGCCCAGUGCGUCACGAAGGUGGAGCUCAAUGUUGCCUGUGACAAUCUUCUGGACAAAGAUGUCGGGUCAAAGUCAGACCCCUUGUGUGUUCUUCUUCUGAAUACCAGUGGCCAGCAGUGGUAUGAGGUUGACCGCACCGAAAAGAUCAAGAAUUGCUUGAGUCCCAAGUUUUCCAAGACAUUUAUUAUUGAUUACUACUUCGAAGUGGUUCAGAAAUUGAAAUUUGGGAUUUAUGACAUCGACAACAAAACUAUUGAGCUGAGCGAUGACGACUUCUUAGGAGAAUUUGAAUGUACCCUGGGACAAAUUGUUUCCAGUAAGAAGCUAACUCGACCACUGGUGCUCAAAACUGGGAGACCUGCUGGAAAAGGGACCAUUACGAUUUCAGCUGAAGAGAUAAAGGAUAAUAGAGUGGUCUUGUUUGAAAUGGAAGCAAGAAAACUGGAUAAUAAGGAUCUAUUUGGAAAGUCAGAUCCAUACCUGGAGUUCCACAAACAGACAUCUGAUGGAAACUGGCUAAUGGUUCAUCGAACAGAGGUUGUUAAAAACAACUUGAAUCCUGUGUGGAGGCCUUUUAAAAUCUCUCUUAACUCCCUGUGCUAUGGAGAUAUGGACAAAAUUAUUAAGGUAGAGUGUUAUGAUCAUGACAAUGAUGGGUCCCACGAUCUCAUUGGGAUAUUCCAAACCACCAUGACAAAACUGAAAGAUGCUUCCCGAAGCUCACCGAUUGAAUUUGAAUGCAUAAACGAGAAAAAGAGGCAAAAGAAGAAAAGCUACAAAAACUCAGGUGUUAUCAGUGUGAAACAGUGUGAGAUUACAGUGGAGUGCACGUUCCUUGACUAUAUCAUGGGAGGAUGUCAGCUGAAUUUUACUGUGGGAGUGGACUUCACUGGCUCCAACGGUGAUCCAAGGUCUCCUGACUCCCUUCAUUUCAUCAGUCCCAAUGGUGUUAAUGAAUAUUUGACGGCCAUCUGGUCCGUGGGAUUGGUCAUUCAGGAUUAUGAUGCUGAUAAGAUGUUUCCCGCGUUUGGUUUUGGCGCGCAGGUGCCUCCUCAGUGGCAGGUAUCGCAUGAAUUUCCGAUGAACUUCAGUUCAUCCAACCCCUACUGUAACGGAAUCCAAGGCAUUGUGGAGGCAUAUCGGGCCUGCCUUCCUCAGAUAAAACUCUAUGGACCAACUAAUUUUUCUCCAAUCAUAAAUCACGUGGCCAGGUUUGCUGCUGCAGCCACACAACAACAGACGGCUUCACAAUAUUUUGUGCUCUUGAUCAUUACUGACGGAGUGAUCACAGACCUUGAUGAAACCAGACAGGCUAUCGUCAAUGCUGCCAAGCUGCCCAUGUCUGUCAUCAUUGUUGGCGUCGGAGGGGCCGACUUUAGCGCCAUGGAAUUUCUGGACGGGGAUAGUGGAAGUCUCCGGUCCCCAUCAGGCGAAACAGCCAUCAGAGAUAUCGUCCAGUUUGUGCCUUUCAGACAGUUCCAGAACGCUCCGAAGGAAGCGCUUGCUCAGUGUGUCCUGGCAGAGAUCCCCCAGCAGGUGGUGGGCUACUUCAACACCUACAAGCUGCUGCCUCCCAAGAACCCCGCUGCAGAAUGAAGUUGUCGGCCAGUGUCCACCGACUUCCUUCACGCCUCCUGGAGCAAAGAAUCCCUCUCUCCCUUCAGAUCAUGAGUCUGUCAUGAUUUCAAGCCCCCAGCACUUAUGAUGUAAACGUAGUUCUCUGUGGAUUUCAUCUUUUCAAAGUGCUCUCUGUAUCUUUUGAGGAAAGUGCCAAGUUAAUUGUACAUUCAAUUCUAUGAUUGCUGGUGAUGUAGAGUAAUUGCCUCUCGGAUGAGAAAGUGUGGGGAAACCUGGCGUUGUGGUUAUUGUUUACGUCUGUGUGGUGAAAAUGCUGUUCUUGAAUGUUCGUCAGUAACAGUGAAAAAAUGGUGAGGAAGCUGGGAUUUGCAAGCCUCCGACCUCAUUUUGCUUUAAGCGGCGUCUAUUUUGCAGGCUAGUUUCAAUUCCUGAUGAAGAGCUUCUUAAAAGAGAGUAUGUUUCCUGUGUUCCUCGCUCUGUGUGCCAUGCUGUUUCAUGGGAUAAAAACCACUUUUGCUGGCUCCUGGAUUGUGGCCCAGCGUAGAAACUGCAAGGUUUAUAAGAGAGCAUGAACUUGCAUAGAACUUCAUGCAAAAAAUUGAUUAUAAGAAGGGAAGCCAUAUAAUCUACUUGUAAAAUGCACAAUCAGCAAACCAAAAAGAACCUGAUGUAGGAAAGCCUUUUUUUAUUUGGCGUUUCUAUCUUUAGUCUCACGGUGACAAUCUGUUAACAGUCAGGUUUGGCAUUAGUGUUCAUUGACCUCGUGUGAUGCUCAGGAUUCUGUAGAUGCUAAGAUGAGCAAUUGUCCCAAGUACAGUACUAGCUUAUUUGACUAGGGUUUGUUAACACGAAUACAGCUGUUUUGUCUAAGACAUGGUGAGGACCAAACGUAUAAUGGGAAAUUAAUUUCCUUUUAACAAAUGUAAGGCUUGACUUAUCAAAAAGAGACAAUUUUUAUACUUUCUUUGCUAAGGUCCCAUACAUUUUGUGUACAGAAUCAUUUAGACUUUUUAUUGUUCUUUAAGGUUUUUUUUAAGUAUGAUUUUUAAAUCCAUGAACGCAUGAUGCUAGUUAUCUAUUAAUCACAAUCAGAUUUGAUAUUUUAAUACUGUAUUAUCCUAAGUCUACAGUAUAUUAAGCAUAAAAUCUGUUGUACCUUAUAAAAAGUUUUUCAACAGCUACGUUAGGAGAGUGGACUUAUAUAGGCUUUUGAAUUAUUUUUUUUAAGAAUAAUACUAAUUUAAAAAAAUCCCCCUACUUUCACCUUUUAAAACAUACUGCUUAGAGACCAUUACAAUUUUUUAAUAGAUUCAGUGCCAUUUACUGAAGAUCUGUGUGCCAAGUGCUAUGCAUCUCCAUAUGUUGGCCAAGCACCUGUAACAAUUCAACAUUAAGUUUAUGCGCACAGCACUGUGCUGACAUGCCUUUCAGUUGUAUUGGAAAAUCUGCACCCAGUCCACUCAUCUAAUGCUCUGCACUGUCUGCAGAAAGUGAGCCCUGAGCUUUGACUUCUCGUAAAAAGUUCUUUGCCAAAGGCAGGCUAAGAUGGAAUUCACCUGCUGUCAUGGUUGCCGAGACAGUGGACAAGUAUAUAUCCCCUUGCAGUAUGCUGGUCCCUGAAUGUUUGCUGUUAACCUGGAGGUCCCUGCCAUUUAAUUCGAUAGUCUACUUUGUUGACAAGACAUUUCAACAUUAGCAAUUUGGAGAGAAGAAAGCAUCAUUCAAUAGUGGGGAGUCUUACUGUCUAAGUUGUCCUAACUUUAGUUCUUUAAAUAAAUAUAUUUGGGAAAAGCAUUGAUAUAUUGCUCUUGUUUUCAGAAGUUUUUCUUUUUUAAACACAGGGCGGUCCCCUCUCUCACUUUUAAGAAAAAAUGUACGCCACAAAACAUUCACCAAUCCAACAAUUUCUACAUGUACAAUUCAGUGACAUUGAUUACAUUCUUCAUGGUGUACAAUCGUUCUUGGGAUCCUUUUCCAAAAUCUGUCAUCAAUAAUGUAAGCUCAGUUGCCCCAAAGCACAAUCUCUCCCCUUCCCUUUCCUUCUUACGCUUGGUAACCACUGAGAGUCUUGGGUUUCUUUCUGUUUGCUCAUUUCCUUUACGUGAGAUAAUUUUUUGUUUGUUUUGUGAUUCAUUUAUUUUGCUCAGCAAAUUUUCAAGAUUUAUGUUGCAGCAUGUGUGGGGAUGUCAUUUCUCUUGGUGACUGAGUGAUGUUCCAUUUAUGGAUAUUCCACAUUUGGGUUAUUCAUCUAGAAGCUCAUUUUGAGAAAUGAUAUACACAUAUUAUCAAUGUAUAAUUGUAAAACAACAGAAGUGGAGCAUCUUUGUUCACAGCUGAGCAGGAUCUAGAUGCCUACUCACCUGGCUACCUCUUCCCAGUCCUUCCUGAAAGCUUCUCAGCAGGCCCGAGUUACCUCACCUGGACGCUUAGGCAUCAUUGGCCAUGACUAUUCUGUCACCAUGGGUGGCUUGAUUUAGCCCUUACUUUUAUAUUCUACCGUCAUUAAUUGCCUUUAAAAGUUUUCUUCUUCUUCACUGUUGAUUGGCUUUAUUGGAAGAAGUGGGAUUCUUUUAAAUUAGGUCAAUGGGUACUUGUUUGCAGCAUUUAUAAUCUCUAGAUUACCACUUUAUAAAAUUCUUACCAGUUCAACACUCCCAUUUAGCACAUACUGAUUUAAUAUUGUUUAAUAUUAAAAUACUCAUUUCUCACCAUUUAUUCAAAUGACAUGACUUUAAAAACGUGUUUGGAGAAAAAAUCGAUUGUAAACCAUUAUGCAAUCAUGUAUGUUACAAACAUAUUGGAGUAGCAGUGGCCUCAAUAGAUGUACUAUUUCUCACAUAUAUCUUUAUUAUCAAUAAAGAAGAUCAGAGAAGAAUUGAUGUGUUUGAAUAUUGGUGUUGGCAAAGAAUAUUCAAAGUACAAGGUACUGCAAAGAGACCAACCGCGUUUGUCUUGGAAGAACGCUCACCAGAUUGCUGCUUAAAAGAACGGGAGAGAGACUUCCUCUCGCUUGUUUUCAGCAGGCAAUGGCCCUGGAAAGGGGCAGCAUGUUUGCAGAAGUAGAGGCUGAGUGGAAAAGAAGAGCCGCAAGGAGAUGGAUUGCCCCAGUACUUGCAACGAUGGCCCUGUGAGGAUGGCACGGGGCCAGAUCGUUCUGUGGUACCCAUGGUCACUGAAAUGAGCUGACUCAGGCCUUUGUUAACUUGUUCUCAGAGAAAAAGAUACACCAGCUAGCCUGUCACUAGAUUUACUACUUGUAAUUAUAUGAGGAAUUAAAGUGUAAAAUUCCUAUUAAACUCAAAGAACUUGUAAUACGGAAAAGGACCCAGCAUGCAGAACUGAAAUUUUAAGAAAGUAUAAAAAUGUGAAGUCAGACCAGGGAUUUACAACUGUUCACUGUGGUUGUGCCUUAGGUAGCUUUUUCCAAAAUGCGUUCAGGGGUCUGUUACUGCUUGUGCUGCCUUUUGACAUACUUUGUCUUUCUCAUUUUGUAAGUUUGGGGGAAAGCCAUUUAAAAACAGACCCUGCUGGUUUCCUUGUGUGUGUGAUUGAUAGUCAUGGAAGUACACAUAAGGCAAGUCGGAAAUUUGUGAUUCUUAGAGGCUUUUGUGCUUUCACAGAGGCCAUAAAUAUGAAGUGUAUACGUUACCAAUAUAUGAAUCGAUGUUAAGUGUAUCUUCCAUUUGAAUUCUCUUUGAAUAAAGGUAUUUCUUGAUGUAA